Molecule: messenger RNA, 5751 nt
Organism: Lactuca sativa (garden lettuce)
Lineage: Eukaryota; Viridiplantae; Streptophyta; Magnoliopsida; Asterales; Asteraceae
Product: histone acetyltransferase HAC1
Biological process (GO): positive regulation of transcription by RNA polymerase II
Cellular component (GO): transcription regulator complex; histone acetyltransferase complex
Molecular function (GO): histone acetyltransferase activity; transcription coactivator activity; zinc ion binding
Source: RefSeq, a predicted model, not a curated record
UAAACUUAUCGGGUUAUAAGUUUUUAUAACUAUGCCCGACAGUUUUCACCCCUUUUCUCUCUUGUCUUUGCAAGUCUCCAAAUGCGUCUCUAAUUGCUCAUCAACGUACAGCUCAACUUCCAACAACAAAUUAAGUUUGUACUCAGGAAAACUGAAGCUGAAAGUACGUAAUACAUAGAUAGGCAUCUCAAUUCAAAAGCAAGUGUUGGUGGAUUGAAUGUGAGAUGUGACAUUUGUUAUGAAGGAUAUCAUAUUCAUAUCUAGUAAGUAGGUGAGGUGACAGGAUAAAGAUGAAUCUGCAGACACAUAUAUCAUCGGGACAGUUCUCUGGGCAGAUACCCAACCAAGGUGGGACAUCAUUGCCUGGCAUACCACAUCCACAGCAGCAGAACAUAAUGCAGAACCCUGGAAGUCAGCGUAAUAAUCUUAGUAUGGAGCCUGGUUUUGUCAAGGCUCGCCAGUUUAUACAGGAGAGAAUCUAUGAAUUCUUAAUGCAGCGACAAAAAACACAAGAGAUAGCUCCAAAGAAGGUGAUGGACAUUGUUAGACGCUUAGAAGAAGGCCUGUUCAAGACUGCAACCACAAAGGAGGAAUACAUGAAUUUAGAUACAUUGGAAAACCGUUUACAUAUUCUAAUCAGACGCCUCCCGUUGAGCAACCAAAAUCAACAGUAUCAGCAACAAGGCAAUACUUCUGUUCCCAUGGGAACAAUGAUUCCAAAUCCGGGCAUGCCACAAAGUGGGAACUCAAAUAUAAUGGCCACAUCAUCUAUGGAUAACUCCUUUGUUGUGGGUGGUGGUAAUAGCAUGAUGUCAUCACCUGUGAACACAGGAAACCUUUUACCUAAUACCACCCGAAUUUCCAGUGGGAUGCAAAAUGGUUCCUUGGGGUCAUCUGAUGGAGGUUUGAUGAAUAGUUAUCAACAGUCAACAUCAAAGUUUUCCAGUGGAAACAGUUUGAUUUCAUCAAUGGGUGCACAAAGAAUGGGCAGCCAGAUGAUGCCUACUCCUGGAUUUAAUAAUAGUAGCGCUGCAAGUAAUCAGUCUUACAUGAACACAGAUAUGUCCAACAAUGUUGUUGGGCUAUCGACUAUUGACUCAACAAUGGUAUCUCAGCCAAUGAACCAAAAGCACCAAGUUGGUGGCCAGAACAGUCGCAUAUUACAUAGCCUUGGGAGCCAUAUGGGUGGUGGAAUCAGGUCUAGUUUACAACAGAAAGCUUAUGGGUUUUCAAAUGGCUCAAUAAACAACGGAUUAGGAAUGAUGGCCAAUAAUUCACCUAUGAUGAAUGGUUCAGGAACCUCAGAAAGCUAUGUGACACCUUCUCAUUAUGGGAACAUGAAUGUCCAUCAACAACACAUGUCACAGGGUGAUGGUUAUGGGAGUAGCACCACUGAUUCUUCUCGAACCGGAAACUUUUAUGUUCCCACAACCUCAAAUACAUCAAUGAUGAAUAAUCAAAACAUGAAUCCAGUAAGCUUGCAUGCACUACAUAACACGAGUGCUCCUUUGAUGGUGAAUCAGUCAAAUCUGCUCAAUACUCAGCAGCAGGCAGAAAAGAUGAAUUUCAGGUCUCAACAUUCACUACAUGAGACUCCUAUGCAAUCUCAGCAGGCUGUUCAUUUUCAACAACAACAACAACAACAACAACUUGUUCAAAAUCAAAGUCAACAGAUGCAGCAGAAUCAGCAUUUGUCAUAUGGUCAGUCUCAGCUGCUGCCACAGCCACAUGAUCCUGUCAGUCAAAUAAAAUCUGAGCCUGGAAUGGUGGGGGGUCACAGUGAAGCUUUACAGCCACAGGUCUCUGACCAUUUUCAGUCUUCCCAGACAAUUAAUCACUUCCAACACAACUCCAUGGAAGACCAUAGCAUGGGUAGCCAAUUGCAGAAUCUUACACCAGGCUCUCAGGGGGUGUCUGACACUUCACAGCAGAUGCAGCAAUUGCUUCAACAACACCAAUUUGUUGACACUCAAACUGGGCUGCAGGGCCAAUGGCAUUCGAGAUCUCAAGAAGUGGCCCACGUAGACGUAGUGGGCAACGUGUCAAACCAGAAUAAUAAUAAUAAUAAUAAUAAUGUCCAACAAGAAUUUAAUCAAAGAAUAGCAGGGCAAGAUCAAGCUCAGAGGAACAAUCUUUCUUCAGAAGAAUCCAUCACACAUCAAAUCACCACCAAUAGAUCAGUAGAUCCGCCAAACUCUGCUAAUUUAAACCGUGAAUUGCAGUUCAAGAAUCAACAAAGGUGGCUAUUGUUCUUGCGGCAUGCUCGUAAAUGCUCACACCCACCAGGGAAAUGUCCAGAAGUCAAUUGCAUCACUGCUCAAAAGCUGUUGAACCAUAUAUCAUCAUGUAAUGAUUUGGUUCAAUGUCAAUAUCCUCGUUGUCCUAGGACAAAGGUAUUACUUCAACAUCAUAGGCACUGUAGGGAUUCAACCUGUCCUGUUUGUGUCCCAGUAAAACGUUUUGUUCAACUGAAAGGGAGCCACCGUACAGAUUCUAAUUCUGGCAAUGGAUCCUGUGAACAUCCUAAUGGUGGCACCAGUAGAUAUAACAAUAACAAUAAUAAUACCAAGAUGAGUCCAUCUGUUGUUGAAACUUCAGAAGAUCUACAUCCAACUUUAAAGAGGAUGAAAAUAGAGCAGUCAUCAUCACAAUCACUAGCUUCCGAAAGUGAAAAUCCUGUCAUACCAUUACCACUACCAGUACCACCUCCUGUCGUUGAGGAAGUAUUCCAUGAAGAAGAAGAAGAAGCUGAAAUUGGUGACACGAAUACUCCAACUGUUACUGGGGUAAAAGUGGAAAUUCCUGCGAGUUCUGUUGUGCCCAUUAACAUUAAGCAGGAGGUUGUUAAGACUGAGAAAGAGGUGGAGGUGGUCCAGCCUAUUAUACAGGAAAGUACAUCACUUCCUGCAGAACCUUCUACUGGAACCAAGUCCGGGAAGCCAAAAAUAAAGGGAGUAUCAAUGAUUGAGUUGUUUACACCAGAGCAGGUUCGUGAGCAUAUAACAGGUCUCAGGCAGUGGGUUGGCCAGAGCAAAGCAAAAGUAGAAAAGAAUCAAGCUCUGGAACACUCGAUGAGUGAGAACUCGUGUCAACUAUGUGCAGUUGAAAAGCUCAGUUUUGAACCCCCGCCUAUAUAUUGCACACCUUGUGGUGCUCGCAUCAAGAGAAAUGCUAUGUUCUACACUGUUGGAACUGGUGAUACCCGACACUACUUUUGCAUUCCAUGCUAUAACGAUUCCCGUGGAGACACUAUCAAUGUUGAUGGAACUAAUGUUUUGAAAGCUAGAUUUGAGAAAAAGAAAAAUGAUGAGGAGACCGAAGAAUGGUGGGUUCAAUGUGACAGGUGUGAAGCCUGGCAGCAUCAAAUAUGUGCGCUAUUUAAUGGUCGAAGAAAUGAUGGGGGGCAAGCAGAUUAUACUUGUCCAAAUUGUUAUAUGGAAGAAGUUGAAAGAGGAGAGCGGAUGCCUCUACCACAGAGUGCUGUGCUUGGAGCAAAAGAUUUACCUCGAACCAUACUCAGUGAUCACAUAGAGAGCAGGUUGUUUGGAAAACUGAAGCAGGAGAGACUAGAGCGUGCAAGGUUCUAUGGGAAAACUUAUGAUGAGGUUCCUGGAGCAGAAGCACUUGUUGUCAGAGUGGUCUCUUCUGUGGACAAGAAGUUGGAAGUCAAGCAACGAUUUCUUGAGAUCUUUCAAGAGGAAAAUUACCCUGUGGAGUUUGGGUAUAAGUCUAAGGUAGUUCUGUUGUUUCAGAAAAUUGAAGGUGUAGAAGUGUGUCUUUUUGGUAUGUAUGUUCAAGAAUUUGGAGCAGAAUGUCCGCAGCCAAACCAUCGGCGUGUUUAUCUUUCUUAUCUGGAUUCAGUCAAGUACUUCAGGCCUGAGAUUAAGGCUGUGACAGGGGAGGCUCUUCGUACAUUUGUAUAUCAUGAAAUUCUGAUAGGUUACCUAGAAUAUUGCAAAUUACGUGGUUUCACAAGUUGCUAUAUUUGGGCAUGCCCUCCAUUGAAGGGGGAAGAUUAUAUCUUGUAUUGCCAUCCUGAAAUCCAGAAGACACCAAAAUCUGAUAAACUAAGAGAAUGGUAUCUGUCAAUGUUGAGAAAAGCUACAAAGGAAAAUAUUGUAGUAGAUCUGACUAAUCUAUACGAUCAUUUCUUUGUGUCUUCUGGUGAAUGUAAAGCCAAGGUGACUGCAACUCGAUUGCCAUAUUUUGAUGGAGACUAUUGGCCUGGUGCUGCUGAGGAUAUAAUCUAUCAGCUUCGUCAGGAAGAGGAUGGAAGAAAGCAAAAUAGGAAAGGAUCCAUAAAGAAGACACUAAACAAAAGAGCUCUCAAAGCUUCUGGUCAAACCGAUCUUACUGGGAAUGCAUCCAAAGAUCUGCUACUCAUGCAUAGGCUUGGUGAAACAAUUUCCCCAAUGAAGGAAGAUUUCAUUAUGGUUCACUUACAGCAUGCAUGCACUCAUUGCUGCAUCCUCAUGGUAUCUGGAACACGUUGGGUUUGCAAUCAGUGCAAAAAGUUUCAGCUCUGUGAUAAGUGUUAUGAAAUUGAACAAACACUCGAGGAUAGGGAGAGACAUCCUAUUCAUCAUAGGGAGAAACAUCCUCUUUAUCCUAUUGAAAUCGACGACGUGUCAGCAGAUACAAAAGAUAAAGACGAGAUUCUGGAAAGCGAAUUUUUCGACACGCGACAAGCUUUUCUGAGCCUGUGCCAAGGAAACCAUUACCAAUACGACACCCUUCGUCGUGCAAAACAUUCCUCAAUGAUGGUGUUAUACCAUCUUCACAAUCCAACCGCUCCUGCAUUCGUAAUGACAUGCAACCGAUGUCAUAACGACAUUGAAACAGGUCAAGGUUGGCGCUGUGAGAUUUGCCCAGAAUUUGACGUCUGCAAUGCUUGCUAUUAUAAAGAUGGAGGUGUCGAUCAUCCUCAUAAGUUGACAACUCAUCCAUCCAUUGCCGAACGUGAUGCACAAAAUAAAGAAGCCCGACAACUACGAGUUGUUCAGCUUAGGAAAAUGCUUGAUCUGCUUGUACAUGCAUCUCAGUGUCGGUCUCCGCUUUGUCAGUACCCGAAUUGUCGGAAGGUGAAGGGACUUUUCCGACAUGGGAUACAGUGCAAAGUACGUGCAUCCGGUGGGUGUGUUCUUUGUAAGAAAAUGUGGUAUCUUCUUCAACUCCAUGCCCGAGCAUGUAAAGAAUCCCAAUGUCAUGUACCCCGCUGCAGAGAUCUGAAGGAACAUUUGAGAAGACUGCAACAACAGUCUGAUAGCCGGCGGAGGGCCGCUGUAAUGGAGAUGAUGAGGCAGCGUGCGGCCGAAGUUGCUGAUGGCAGCUGAAGAGGGUAAACUUGUAAAUAUAUAUAUAUAUUAAUUAAUUAAAAAAAAUGCUUAUCAGCAGGCAAGGCAAGGCAAGGCAUCUCGCUUGUUUUCCAACUCCCAAGUGCAGGUUGUAUGUAUCAUAUUGUUAUCUGAACAAUUUUGAAGUCUAUUUGAUGAACCAAAUGAAAAAGGUGACUGAGAGAGCUUUUAAAAGCAUAGUAUAGGCACGCAUCGCAUAGAAACAAACAAGAUAAUGAUGAAAAUGAAAUGGUCCCCAUUCCCUUCCCUUUGUUCAUUGUUGUACUUGUACACUCACUUGUACUUAUUGAUUUGAAACAAUUGUUGUAGAUGUUUAAAGCUGAAAAGGAAUCAACGGACACUACAUGACAUGUCAUGGUGUGGUGUGGUGCUAAUACAUUAUUACAUUUUCUCGACA